Poecile atricapillus (Black-capped chickadee) is the source of this 2054-nucleotide messenger RNA. It is a transcript of the gene ANKRD33, whose product is annotated as ankyrin repeat domain 33. Bases 227 to 1588 code for a protein of 453 amino acids. NCBI's taxonomy places the organism in Eukaryota, Metazoa, Chordata, Aves, Passeriformes, Paridae. The transcript is spliced from 5 exons. Gene Ontology annotation, molecular function: protein binding. The record is from RefSeq and is a predicted model, not a curated record.
AGAGGGUACAGAGGGACAUUCCACAGUUGCCUGCUGACUUUUCCCUGCCGGUUGUGGCCGGGAUGCUGCCCAGCUGAAGAGGGACCCACGGGGAGGAUCUGAGCAGCCCCAGGGAAGAUCAAGGGGGAGUGCCAGCCCCGAGUGUCCCCUCGGCCGCCCGGGAGAGGCUCCUGGCCCCAGGCGGGGCGCGGGGCCAGGCUGGGCUCGCUCCCCCCGCCCGGCCCGGAUGACAGAUGCCUGCAGUGGAGGAGAACCUGCUGCAGCUCCCACUUCCAGCCUGGAUGCCUCCGACCCGGAGCUGCACUAUGAGGAGGAGGAGGAGGAGGAGGAGACGUCGUCAGGAUCCUCGGAGCCCUCGGACAGCAGCAGCAUCUUCUCUGAUGACUCUGUGUACCCGUGCUAUGAGGCGUCCCCAGAGGCUGCCGGUGCCGGGUUCCUCAGCCUCUACCAGUGCUGUGCCAGGAAUGAUGCCAAGCUGGUGUGGGACAGGCUGGAGCGUGGGGUGACCCGGAGUGAGGCCACAGAGCUGGACAUCAACGGGAGGAACGGGCUGAUGGUCGCCUGCUCCAAGGGCUUUGUGGACAUUGUGCCCCUGCUGCAGAGGUGUCCCUACAUCAACGUCAACCAGCAGGACAACGAUGGGAACACGGCCCUGAUGAUGGCUGCCCAGGCAGGACACAUCACCAUCGUCAACUACCUCCUCAACUACUACCCGGGUCUCGAGGUGGACCAGCGAGACCCGCGGGGUCUGACGGCGCUGAUGAAGGCGGCGGUGCAGGGGCGGCAGGACUGCGUCACCGCCCUGCUCCUGGCGGGAGCUGACCUGCAGGCCGUGGAUGCCGUGAAGGGGAAGACAGCCAGGGAAUGGGCGAAUUUCACCGGCCGCUUCGAGACCACCGUGCGCAUCCGGAGCCUCCUGCGGCGCCCGCGCGCGGAGCAAUUCGGAGCCCAGUACCAGCCCGAGUGGCCGGCCCUGGCCGAGCUGGUGGCCAAAGCCCUGAGCCCCAAAUCCAGGAGCAAGAGGCUGUCGGAGAAGAUCCGAUCCAUCUUCACCUUCAACAUCCCCCGCAAUCCCGAGGAGGACGGUGUGAUGGACCACAUGGUGAGGAUGACCACGUCCCUCGCCAGCCCUUUCGUGGCCACCGCUUGCCAAACCAUCUGCCCCGACAGCCCGCCCGAGGUGGGCAAGCGCAGGCUGUCGGUGCCGGAGAUCCUCGGGCAGCACGUGCCGGAUCCAGACACCGAAUCCCAAACGUCCUCGCGCCCCAGCACCGCGGGAUCGUCCUGCAACGGCCAAGCCACGUCCGAGGUGCGGCCGCUGCCGCCGCCACGGCCGCCCAGCCGCCUCCUGAGCUUCCUGCCCCUGUGGCUGCGGCGUGGGAACAGCAUCUUCCCCGGGGAGCCCGUCCCAAAAAUCAAAGUGAGCAAAGCCUCGGGCUCGUCCGCCGGGGAGCGGAAACCACGCGUGAAGGACAAGCACCUGCUGCAGCCGCCUCAGUGGAGGUACAAGACGCUGAAAGAGGAGAAGAAAGCGGCCGAGGAGGCCAAGACGGGGGAGAAGAAGAAGAAAAAGAAAAAGAAACGUUAAGGAGGGAGGUGUCAGGGUGGGGACGAGGUUUUUGCUGUCCCCUUGGAUCCGCUGGCUUUUCUGGCACAGGGGUGGUUUUGUUCCCGGAGGAUGGGAAUGUCCAAGGGAGGAGGAUGAUGAUGUGGGCGUACACACCCAGCUGAAAUAUCCCCGAGGGUUCACAGGCCCCUGCCUGGCCUCUUGUCCUCUCCACCCCAAGGGUGGCACAUGUUGUGCUGGGCACUGAUGUCCUGAGACCCUGGCCCAAGCUCCAGGAAUGCCAGGGAGCAGGAUUGUGGCACAAGUCCUUCCUGUGUUUUUUCCUCUUUCAUUUUUUUUUUUUCUUUUUUUUUUUUUUUUUUUGCCUCUUUGAUCUUCCCGAGCUCUCGAUUCCACAGCGUGCGUUGGAAUGUGGCUGAGCAAAUUAAAAUGGAAGUGGUUGCCAUGUUAACAGGAUUGAUUCCAUGAAUAAAGCUCAGGCUUGCUG